GGAAGGGCUCGAAGGCUGGACAAGACGCUGCGGAUAUGGAGUCCUGCGACGAAGUGAUACAGAAGUUGAGAGAUCACUCUGCCAGUAGGUCAUAAUCUCGAGCACUUUGGAGUUCUGCGGCGUUGAGGGAAGGGAUGACAGGCAACAGAAAGCCAUGUCGAUGAGAUUAUUGAUGUCUGCCCAGAUGGCAGGAGGAACGAGCAAUGCACGAAAUCUUCUCUGGUGUACUUACAAUCAGCUCAUACUGCCGCGCUUUAGCGUUCCAGGGUUGCUCCACGCAGCUCAUGUCCUUUUGACUCUGCUCAAUUUCCGGGAUAAUGCUUUCCAAAUCAUGCUCGCGCAGGUUCAAGCUCCUCAGCAAGGCAGCAUGAUCGACACGAUGGUUCAAGCGAACGCGCUGCUAUCACAAUCCAAGGUCAACGCACACGCAUCUGAAUAUGGUACUACGAUGAAUCAGCUCGUCGCCGGUUUGGGUGAGCUUGCAUUGGCCUGGACAUGAGACAAGGUGCCGUCUGCUUCGAUGCUUGCAUUGGUAGACAGGUCUCGAGGGUGGAGGAGACAUUUAAGAAUCUCUGCGCUGAGAUUCAUGCUGUUGCAGUAGGAUCCAAUUUCUCGGAGCCAUCAAUCCAAGCCUGUGCAAUGAUGAUGUCGGAUCAUGGUCAGUGAAAGACCCCGGCGUCGAUAGAGAGCUUUGGGCCCAGGCAGGCAGGCUGAUCAAAACCUCCUGUCGCAAUCGACCAAUCGCCACGGUGACGCGCGGGGCUGUGUAGCAGGCACUUUGCCGCAAGGUUUCUUACGUCGCUACGGUUGCUUACGGUAUGAGGUGUACUUGUUAAAUAAAUACCUUUGCUCCUCCUUCCUCC
Molecule: messenger RNA, 863 nt
Organism: Pseudocercospora fijiensis CIRAD86
Lineage: Eukaryota; Fungi; Ascomycota; Dothideomycetes; Mycosphaerellales; Mycosphaerellaceae
Exons: 1
Coding region: 155-499 (114 amino acids)
Source: RefSeq, a predicted model, not a curated record